This is a messenger RNA of Aureobasidium subglaciale EXF-2481, 1575 nucleotides long. RefSeq lists its product as uncharacterized. Gene Ontology annotation, biological process: protein deubiquitination. The coding region runs from base 1 to 1575 and encodes 524 amino acids. Gene Ontology annotation, molecular function: zinc ion binding; cysteine-type deubiquitinase activity. The record is from RefSeq and is a predicted model, not a curated record. Lineage: Eukaryota; Fungi; Ascomycota; Dothideomycetes; Dothideales; Saccotheciaceae. The transcript is spliced from 3 exons.
AUGGAGAACAAAUCACAAUCCCCAGUGCUCACCAAAAAGUACUCUCUCGCCGACAUACGCUUCCCUUCUCCAGGCUCGGUAUCCACUCAUGGUUGCGAUCAUGUUAAAAGUCAACUGGAGGCCUCGCAGCCGGAUCUCCUCAAGCGGUAUACCACUUUGAUGCAAACAGUGCACAAGAACGGUGCAAUCGGACCCCAUCUCUCAAAGUCGUCAGCCAUCUCUCUACGACCAACCUACCUCUGUUUGGAGUGUUCAAGUGUCUUUCCGUCAGAACAACGUGGCCAGCACGACAAGAAGCACUUUCUCUGUGUGGAAUCGAGCAAGGGCAACAUCUACUGUCGAGAAUGCGACGACUUUGUAUAUGAUAAUGCUCUGGAGGAGAUACGCACUCAACAAGGCACGUGUGAAGGAGAUGGUCGCAAGACGUGUACUAACUACUCUCAAGGCAAGAAGCGCAAGCACGCCGUGUUCAUGUCCGAUGUCGACAGCAAGAUCCUCGCCGCAAACGCAGCAGCGACGCCCUGCCGAGCCAAAGGUCUUCGCGGCCUCUAUAACAUGGGUCAAACAUGCUUCAUGUCGGUCGUCCUCCAAUCUCUGAUCCACAACCCCUUCAUCCGCUCCUUCUACCUCUCCGUCGGCCACCGCUCCCUCGACUGCGAGCGCGAAGCAUGCACCUCGUGUGCUCUAGACGAUAUCAUCACCGAGUUCCACAGUACAGAAAAGGCGGAAGGCUAUGGUGCGGUUGCCAUGCUACAAGGCAGUUGGAAGGGCGGCGGUAAUUUGGCCGGCUACCAACAACAGGAUGCUCAUGAAUACCUGCAAUUCAUCCUGAACUCGCUCCACACCACAAAUCUCGAAGAGGACGAAAAGGAAGAGAAAGCCGAAGACUGCAACUGCGUUAUUCAUAAAGCCUUCUGCGGUCUGAUGCGUAGCACUGUGGUGUGCUCAAAGUGCAAGAAUGUCACAGCUGCGCUUGAUCCGUUCAUGGACCUCUCACUCGAUCUCAAAAGUCCCGGACCGAAGAAGAAGAAAAAUGAAGCACCUGUGGCACCCCAGGCUGUCGAUUUGACCGAGUGUCUAGAUCGCUUUACGAGUCCAGAAGUGUUGCAGGCUUCAGAUUAUCGCUGUCGAGAAUGCGACAGCCAACAAAGCGCCACCAAACGACUUGCUCUCUCACGUCUCCCACCAGUACUUCCAAUACACUUGAAACGCUUCUCACAUUCAAAAACCUCCUCUACUUCGAUCAAGCUUGACGCAAAGGUACAUUUCCCAAACGUUCUUGAUUUGCAACCUUAUGUCAGUCGUGCUCGCCCCAAGAAGGGCGGCAGCGAGAUAAACGGAACCAAGAAUGGCGCAGACGCCGAGAAGGGCACAUCUCCAAGACCUUUGUACGAGCUCAGCAGUGUCAUUGUGCACAAGGGCAAAAUGGAUAGUGGACAUUACGUGAGCUAUGCCAAAGAGGGCGACGAGUGGUUCCUGUUCGACGACAGUAAAGUCGUAUUGGUUGAGGAAAAGGAAGUCCUGGCAGCAGAAGCGUAUAUGCUCUUCUACAUUGUCCAAGAGAUUGAAGUUUGA